AUGACAGUACCCCCACCCAACUGUGUGAUAACAGUACCCCCACCCAACUGUGUGAUAAAAGUAUCCCCACCAAACUGUGUGAUAACAGUACCCCCACUCCAAUGUGUGAUAGCAGUACCCCCACCAAACUGUGUGAUACUAUUACCGAUACCAAACUGUGUGCUUACAGUACCCCCACCCAGCUGUGUGAUAACAGUACCCCCACUCAACAGUGUGAUAACAAUUCCCCCACCCAACUGUGUGCUAACAGUACCCCCACCCAACUGUGUUAUAACAGUCCCCCCCCUCAUCAGUGUGAUAACAGUCCCCCCACCCAACUGUGUGAUAGCAGUCCCCCCACCCAAAUGUGUGAUAACAGUAGCCCAGCCAACAGUGUGA
This is a messenger RNA of Mizuhopecten yessoensis (Yesso scallop), 378 nucleotides long. Its product is annotated as small proline-rich protein 2H-like. The record is from RefSeq and is a predicted model, not a curated record. The transcript has a single exon. NCBI's taxonomy places the organism in Eukaryota, Metazoa, Mollusca, Bivalvia, Pectinida, Pectinidae. The coding region runs from base 1 to 378 and encodes 125 amino acids.